ACGUCAUUCGUCAAAUCUGUUGACAUUUUUUUUACAGAUGCCGUUUGGACGUGUAUUUGUUGCUAUAUAGGAUUUUGAAAUUCGUUUUGAAGGCGAACAUAAUCAUAUGUCUACCGAAAAAGCAGCUAGGGUAUAAUUUUUAGGUAAAUAUUAAUGACAGUUUAUGUACUCUUCAAAAUUACUCCCUUAGCUAGCUCAAAAGCAUGAAUUGACCUAAAUCUUGAUGUAUUGAUCUCCAUCUUGAAGAUUCGCCAGCAUAAACUGCUGUAAACAAGUUACAAAGGAUGUAAAAGCGAGUAUCUACUGGAGAAUUUCAUACAAGAAGAUAUUCAUCGCGAAUAAUCUCUACCAUGUCAAAGAGACAUGCAGAGGAGGCCUCAGGCUCUACAGCCAGUCAACCUCCAAUCAAAAAGAUUCAUUUUGAGCCACAUCUCAUUGGACCCGUGUCUACUUUGGAGGAAAUGGACAUCAAAGUUCUACAGUUCCAAAAUAAGAAAUUGGCUCAAAGAAUAGAGCAGAGAUGUAGGACAGAGCAGGAACUAAGACAGAGAAUAGAGCAGCUAGAAAAACGUCAAACUCAAGAUGAUGCAGUGUUAAAUGUUGUUAAUAGAUACUGGAACCAAUUGAAUGAAGAUAUCAGGAUUUUGUUGCAGAGAUUUGAUGCUGAAACAGCAGAUGAAUCAGAAAAUAAAAAUGAGAAUGAGGCAACCACAUCCUUUUUGAUGCAACUGUCAACAUGGGACAAAGAUGAGUUGAAUGACAAGCUUGCCAAUAGAGUGCAAGUAUCCAGAAGAGCAGUUGCAAAGGUGAUUCAGGCUUUUGAUAGGCUUAUGCAAAGAAAUGAGAAAAUUACUUUGGCAUUGAAAGGUGAAAUUGAAGGACGGACAUUUAUAAAUCAGAUGCAUAAAACUACGUCAGCUACUCGCGAAGAACUGGAGCAUAAAGUAAGGGCGGUAUUCCGGAACAUCCUGCACAAUAGUUAAUCAAUGUGGUGCAAGCAACAAGUGAUAAAGUUAAACUUUGAUAUGAUCAAGGAGGAGGCGAUUUUGAACACUUAGAACCUUGAUGACGCAUUUUUUAAUUUUGUAUGUUAUAAUAAUGAUAGGAAGAGGCACCAUCAUUAGAUGAAGCUAUUAAAGAAACCAACAUCCAACUGCAAGCAGAAAAUCGCAAUCUGCAAGCUCUCCAUACAUCUUUGCAUGAAAAAUAUCACUUAAAUAGCUUGAAGUUGGCUGAAUUGCAAGAUUCUGUCACUGCCAGGGAGACUGAAACAGCAGAACUGAAAAAUCAAAUUGAUGAUUUACAGUAUGAAUUAGAAAAGAUCCGCAACCGUAACGACAAACUGGAAACCCACUUAGCUGAAGCUGUGGAGAAGCUGAAAGCAUACCACCAGCUGCACGGCGACGCGGCAACGCGGCAGCUGCAGCUUCGACAGCACCAGCUGCGCAGCAAGACAGCAAUUCUAAAGCUACCAGAGAGCAGAAUAGGCAAGCGACCAUCUCACAAGCGAAGCUGGAAGAUCUCACCAAAGAAGUAGAGGAAUGGAAGGAGUUGGCCAACAACAGGUUGCAGGAGUUGGACAAGUUGCAUCAGACGCAUAGGGAAACGUUGAAGGAAGUUGAGAAGCUUAAGAUGGAUAUUCGUCAACUUCCUGAAAGCGUCAUAGUAGAAACUACGGAGUAUAAAUGUCUUCAGUCACAAUUUUCUGUCCUCUACAAUGAAUCCAUGCAACUGAAAACACAACUGGAUGAAGCUAGACAGCAACUUCAGGCUAGCAAGAACGCGCAUUUAAGAAACAUUGAAAUGAUGGAGAGUGAAGAGCUGAUUGCUCAGAAGAAGCUGAGGCAAGAAGUGAUGCAACUAGAAGACUUUUUAGCACAGCUGAGGAAAGAAUAUGAAAUGUUGAGGAUAGAAUUUGAGCAAAACCUAGCUGCCAAUGAACAAACUGGUCCUAUUAACAGAGAAAUGCGGCAUUUGAUCACAUCAUUGCAAAAUAAUACCCAGCAGUUGAAGGGGGAAGUUCAUAGGUAUAAGAGAAAAUACAAGGAAGCCAAUGCAGAACUACCGAAGUUAAGGAAGGAAAUUGAAGAACUUCAAACAAAAUUGGCUCAAGCACAAGAAUUGAGCCAAGAUUCCAAGGAUAACAUCAAAAAGGAGGAAAUUAAAGAAGAGGAUAGCACAAAUAGUGAAGGCUCACAAGUUAAGGAGGAACCUAUGGCUGAAGUGAAGAAGAAUGAAGGUGAAAACGAGCAGUCUGAAGAGACGGGUGACAACAAGGAUCAAGCAGCUGGAUUGGCUGGUUCUCCAACGGCUAAAAAAGAAGGUGGUGCCAAAGAAAAAGCAACAGUUAAGAAGGAUCCAAAUGUCAAGGAAAAAGAACACAGAGACGCUCAGCGUGCUAAAGAAGCAAAAAUUGUAGAGAGUGAGAUUGUCAGAGAUCUCAAAAAUCAAUUGAAGAAAGCCUUGAAUGAGCAAAAAGAGAUGAAAUUGUUGCUCGAUAUGUACAAGGGCGUUAGUAAAGAGCAAAGAGACAAGGUGCAACUAAUGGCAGCUGAGAAAAAACUUAGAACCGAGUUGGAAGAAAUGAGACAGACCCUUAAAAAGAUACAGGAGAAUAAACGGGACGACAAACGCAAACUAGCUGAAGACGAAGCUUUAAAGAAAAUCAAACAACUGGAGGAGCAGAAAUACGAACUACAGAAGCAGGUGGCCAAUCAGAAGAACGGUGGUUGCGGGGGAGGAAUGGGCAGUGGUGGGGGUGAUUGUUCGAGUGGUGGAGGUGGACAAUGGGGAGGAGUGGGAGGAGUUGGAGGAGGUCCUGGUGGGCAUGGCGGAGGAGGAAGGCCGUUUGUAGGGUCGCUAGAAGAGGAGGCGCUGUUGAACGAGAUGGAAGUCACAGGGCAGGCGUUCGAAGAUAUGCAGGAGCAAAAUUCAAGACUGAUUCAACAGCUGCGUGAAAAAGAUGAUGCCAAUUUCAAGCUUAUGUCAGAAAGGAUCAAAUCCAACCAGUUACACAAGCUUGCUCGCGAAGAAAAGGACGUUCUCAAAGAACAGGUGAGCACAUUGACAACCCAGGUAGAUGCAGCCAACCUUGUAGUAAGAAAAUUGGAAGAAAAGGAGAGGAUUCUACAAAAUACUCUAGCAACAGUGGAAAAAGAGUUAGCAUUGCGUCAACAAGCUAUGGAGAUGCACAAAAGGAAAGCUAUCGAGUCGGCACAAUCUGCAGCUGAUCUGAAGUUGCAUUUAGAAAAGUACCAUGCUCAGAUGAAAGAAGCUCAGCAGGUGGUAGCAGAGAAAACGAGUUCCCUGGAAGCGGAAGCGUACAAGACGAAACGGCUACAAGAAGAAAUUGCGCAGCUGAAACGAAAGGCAGAAAGGAUGAAGAAGAUGGAGUUGGCCGGAACCACUUUAGACGAGGUUAUGAUGGAGGAGAUCAGAGAGUACAAGGAGACGUUGACUUGUCCUUCAUGCAAGGUGAAAAGGAAAGAUGCAGUGCUUUCGAAAUGUUUCCACGUUUUCUGCUACGAUUGUCUCAAGACUCGCUAUGAGACCAGGCAAAGAAAAUGUCCAAAGUGCAAUUGUGCUUUUGGUGCUAACGAUUAUCAUCGGCUGUAUCUCUCAAAUUAAUUUAAUUCAUUAUUAAUUGUACUCGAUUUAGUUUUGUAACUUCAUACUUUGAAUAUUAAUUAGAUUUAUUUAUAAUUUUUAUUGUAGUAUAUGUAAUAAAAGAUUUUUUAAAUAAGUAUAUCAAGUUCUUCA
This is a messenger RNA of Acanthoscelides obtectus, 3759 nucleotides long. NCBI's taxonomy places the organism in Eukaryota, Metazoa, Arthropoda, Insecta, Coleoptera, Chrysomelidae. The record is from the annotation of a GenBank genome assembly.